Molecule: messenger RNA, 1521 nt
Organism: Mercenaria mercenaria
Lineage: Eukaryota; Metazoa; Mollusca; Bivalvia; Venerida; Veneridae
Exons: 2
Coding region: 1-1521 (506 amino acids)
Biological process (GO): neuropeptide signaling pathway
Cellular component (GO): membrane
Molecular function (GO): neuropeptide receptor activity
Source: RefSeq, a predicted model, not a curated record
AUGGCUGGACAUGACGCAGAAAUCGACUAUUACAAUAGUUUGGAAAUAAAACCAUAUAUCGGGGCUAUAAUUUUAGUACUGACAUUAAUGGUUUUAGGAAUUGUUGGAAAUGUGCACGUUCUUUUCGUGUAUACCUUUCGAAUGAGAGCAACGAGCCACAGAAUAUUUAUUAUAGUUUUGGCAGUGCUAGAUUUGUUGUCUUGUACAGUUAGCAUGCCUUUUAUAACAGCAGAUAUGUUUCACAGAUUUACAUUUAACGCACCAAUUGCGUGUAGGAUAUUACGGUUUUUUCUUUAUUUCUUUGCCGGGUCUUCAGGAUUUCUUCUUUUACCUAUUGCAGUUGACAGAUAUGCAGACUAUUUUCUCAUCUUCAGAUACCUGAAGACAUGCAGACCUUUCGGACAGCAGAUAAAUCCAUACAGAGCAAAGUUAUUAUGCGCAGUUGUUUUGAUAUUUUGUGUAUUUUCGUUUUGGCCGAUUCCAGUCCUCUAUGGCCACAGCACCGUCAUAACGCCAAACCCAAAUAUUACUGGCUUUACAUGUUACCUUGACGAUGCGUUCAAAGACACUUUUUACCUGGCAUAUUGGAACGGUAUCAUGAUGAUCCUAGCAUUUUUCACUGUUAUUGGUCUAAUAGUACUAUAUUACAUGAUUGGAAAAAGUAUUCGAAAACAUGUUAAAGCAAAGAACAAACUACUUGUUAAAGAACAAAUAAACAAACUUCCUGAUAAGUCUAAACAACAUACUAGUGACAGUCAGUCACGUGGCUUUCUCAAUAAACUGCGGAAAGGUAAAGAAAAAAAUAAAAAGGAGAAUGUAAAAUUGAAGAAAUGUACUGUAGACAGAGCAACUGUAAAAGCGAAUUUUAGUUCCAGAGAAACCAGUUGGAAUACUGAAAUCGAAUCAAGUUGCGAUAUGUCUGAAAAAGAAAGUACUACAACUAACAUAGUAAGAGGUGUCGCAUUGAACAUUAGUGACAUCGACUUUGACGUUCCUGUCGACAAGAAUAAAGAUGAACAAACAGACAAUAACAGUUCAAGUAAAGGGACUGCUGGUGCAGAGAACGAGCUUAAAGUUGCUAACACGGUACAUAAGACAGAGAAUGCUAAAUCUGUUACGAAAGACCAUAACAUUAUCAAAACAAAUGGGGCAGAGAUUUCAAACAAUGAAGGUCAGUGUAAUACUAAAGAGCAGACAACAGUUAAUCGUGAAAAUUCCCGCAAACACAGAGAGGCUUUGCGAAACCUAAAGAGAUCUAAAAGAACAACUAAAAUGUUUUUUGCCAUCACAGUCUUGUAUUUUGUGACCUUUAUACCACACCUGACCCUUCAGGUUAUUACACUUACACAAGAUAAUUUUGUUGCCAGUUUAUCAUUUGCUGGGCAGACAGUUUACCACAUUGUGUUUUAUUGUUCCUUUCUGAAUAGCAUGGUUAAUUGUUACGUCUACGGAUUCUUUGAUACCAUGUUUAGGGAUGAGCUCAGGAAAAUUUAUACUUGUAAAAUCUGUAACAGUUCUUGA